Moneuplotes crassus is the source of this 921-nucleotide messenger RNA. The record is from the annotation of a GenBank genome assembly. Lineage: Eukaryota; Ciliophora; Spirotrichea; Euplotida; Euplotidae.
GUGAGAACAAUGAGUGAUAAUAAAAGAGUUAGCAGGUCGUAUUCCCCAUUCAGUCAGGUUAACAACUCAUUAGCCAAGCAGCAAUAUUCUUUUUCGAAGGGAACAAGAUUUCCAAGAAUAAAAAGCCCAGUAUGUAAAAAUGAAUAUCAAGUUAAGUCAAGUUUUGAUAUUCCUAAGAGAGCAGGGCCUGGAUUUGGGGUUGGCAAGAGGUUCAAUAAAAUUAAAAAAUUAGCCCCUGACGCUGGAGAGUAUAAUGUGAAAAAUUCAUUUAACAGCAGGUCUGCCUCUCUCCCUUCGUUUUCGUUCGGAGGGAGUUCGAAGGAAUAUAAGAAAGCGGAAAUGACUUAUAAAGUUGAUGACCCCGACACAUCGAUUCCUGGGCCAGGAACCUAUAACCCAAAGGGAAUGCUGGGAAGAGAAGGCUGGAAAAUAACGAUGGGAAUAGGUAAUAAGAAUCCAGUCGAUCAUUUAAACCGCACAAGGAACUUCGUGCCAGGCCCAGGCCAUUAUGGGACUAAAGAAGAUAUUAACCCUAAUGGGAUUUAUCAUACAUCUAAAUUUGCGAAUAUCAGGUCAUUGCCGUACCAAGGUUCUGGAAGGAGAUUCAAAGAUAUCAAGAACGAUGUGCCCCCUCCUGGCAAAUAUGACCCUAAGCAGAACUAUUUCAUUCAGGGUAGCAAGAUGAUGAAGAAACCUUUUGGAUUUGGAAAAGAUGCUCGGAAAUCAAUGGAGCUAAAAGAAAUCCUUGCGAAUCCAGGCCCAGGAUCUUACAACCUUCCAGGUACGUUUGCGUACGAAGAUGAUCCAUAUUAUUCAACAAAAUCGAGAAACAAGAUUUCGAUGCCAGGCUCAUUCACUGAGAGAAGGAGCAUAGGUGGAGACAGAUACUAAACCGAUGAGCCUUCGUGACAAAAAUUAAAG